Mandrillus leucophaeus (drill) is the source of this 1681-nucleotide messenger RNA. It is a transcript of the gene KLK2, whose product is annotated as kallikrein-related peptidase 2. Gene Ontology annotation, biological process: proteolysis. The record is from RefSeq and is a predicted model, not a curated record. The coding region runs from base 221 to 976 and encodes 251 amino acids. The transcript has 5 exons. Gene Ontology annotation, molecular function: serine-type endopeptidase activity. Lineage: Eukaryota; Metazoa; Chordata; Mammalia; Primates; Cercopithecidae.
UAUUGUGUGGAACAGCAAGUGCUGGCUGUCCCUCCCCUUCCACAGCUCUGGGUAUGGGAGAGGGUUGUCCAGCCUCCAGCCUCAUAGGAAGGGCCUUGAUCAGCAUCUAGGUGCCUGCAGGGCUGGGGCGGAGUCCUGGAGAAUAAAGCCCUUUAUAGGGCUUUACAGGGAGGCUCCCCAGCCCCAAGCUCACCGCCUGGCUGUGGACAUCUGUGUCAGCAUGUGGGUCCUGGUUCUCUUCAUCGCCUUGUCUGUGGGGUGCACUGGUGCAGUACCCCUCAUCCAGUCUCAGAUUGUGGGAGGCUGGGAGUGCGAGAAGCAUUCCCAACCCUGGCAGGCGGCUGUGUACAGUCAUGGAUGGGCACACUGUGGGGGUGUCCUGGUGCACCCCCAGUGGGUGCUCACAGCUGCCCAUUGUCUAAAGAAGAAUAGCCAGGUCUGGCUGGAUCGGCACAACCUGUUUGAGCCUGAAGACACCGGCCAGAGGGCCCCUGUCAGCCACAGCUUCCCACACCCGCUCUACAAUACGAGCCUUCUGAAGCGUCGAAGCCUUAGACCAGAUGAAGACUCCAGCCACGACCUCAUGCUGCUCCGCCUGUCGGAGCCUGCCAAGAUCACAGACGCUGUGAAGGUCCUGGGCCUGCCCACCCAGGAGCCAGCACUGGGGACCACCUGCUAUGCCUCAGGCUGGGGCAGCAUCCAACCAAAGGAGUUCCUGCGCCCAAAGAGUCUUCAGUGUUUGAACCUCCAUCUCCUGUCCAGUGACAUGUGUGCCGGAGCUUACUCCGAGAAGGUGACAGCGUUCAUGUUGUGUGCUGGGCUCUGGACAGGUGGUAAAGACACUUGUGGGGGUGAUUCUGGGGGUCCACUUAUCUGUAAUGGUGUGCUUCAGGGUAUCACGUCAUGGGGCCCUGAGCCUUGUGCUCUGCCUGAAAAGCCUGCUGUGUACACCAAGGUGGUGCAUUACCGGAAGUAGAUCAAGGACACCAUCGCAGCCAACCCCCUGAGUGCCCCCGUCCCACCCCUACCUCUAGUAGAUUUAAGUCCACCUCACGUUCUGGCAUCACUUGGCCUUUCUGAAUGCUGGACACCUGAAGCUUGGAACUCACCUGGCCAAAGCUUGAGCCUCCUGAGUCCUACUGACCUGUGCUCUCUGGUGUGGAUUCCAGGGCUGCUAGGAAAAGGAAUGGGCAGACACAGGUGUAGGCCAGUGUUUCUGAAAUUCGUGUAAUUUCAUCCUCUCCUUCGGAACACUGGCUGUGUCUGGAGACUUCUCACUCAGUUUCAGUGAGGACACACACAAGGACGCGGGUGACCAUGUUGUUUGUGGGGUGCAGAGACGGGAGGAGUGGGGCCCACCCUGGAAGAGCGGACAGUGACACAAGGUGGACACUCUCUACAGAUCACUGAACAUAAGCUGGAGGUACAACGUACGAGGCACGCGCACAGCAAGGAUGACACUGAAAACGUAACCCACUCUGUCCUGGGAGCACUGGGAAGCCUAGAGAAGACCGUGAGCAGAAAGAAGGGGAGGGUCCUCCUGUGUUGUUGAGGGAGGGACUAAGGGGAGAAACUGGAAGCUGAUUAAUUACAGGAGGUGUGUUCAGGUUCUCCAGCCACCGUCAGAUUUCAUGAUUUCCUAGCAGGACUUCCAGAAAUAGAGAGCCAUCAUGCCGUGGUU